UACUUUAGGUUGUCUUGUUGCUGUUUCAAUAAUGUCUGGACGAGGCAAGCAGGGCGGUAAGGCUCGCGCCAAGGCCAAGACCCGCUCGUCCCGGGCCGGCCUGCAGUUCCCCGUGGGCCGCGUGCACCGGCUGCUGCGCAAGGGCAACUACUCGGAGCGGGUGGGCGCCGGCGCCCCGGUCUACCUGGCGGCCGUGCUGGAGUACCUGACGGCCGAGAUCCUGGAGCUGGCUGGCAACGCGGCCCGCGACAACAAGAAGACGCGCAUCAUCCCGCGCCACCUGCAGCUGGCCAUCCGCAACGACGAGGAGCUCAACAAGCUGCUGGGCCGCGUCACCAUCGCGCAGGGCGGCGUCCUGCCCAACAUCCAGGCGGUGCUGCUGCCCAAGAAGACCGAGAGCCACCACAAGGCCAAGGGGAAAUAAGACCAUGGAGGUGUGGUUUCCUCACAAGUUAGAUCACCCUCAAAAACAGUAUUGUCUGUUUUAUGGGAUGUGAGCACGUAUGACCAAAAGGACCAUGAGGUGCGGUUCUGCCAAGGUUAUUGAGGCGUGCGUAAGACACUUUUGGACUUGUGAUUUGCCAAGGUGAUACUUAAGGUAUGUGGUGUGCUCAUGACGUCCUGACAGAGAUGGGAUAAUUAAACCAAAAAUAAAGAACAAAGAGGAAAGCUCUGCCAACAACUUA
This is a messenger RNA of Peromyscus leucopus (white-footed mouse), 686 nucleotides long. Its product is annotated as histone H2A type 1-B. The transcript has 2 exons. Gene Ontology annotation, molecular function: DNA binding; structural constituent of chromatin; protein heterodimerization activity. The coding region runs from base 32 to 424 and encodes 130 amino acids. Lineage: Eukaryota; Metazoa; Chordata; Mammalia; Rodentia; Cricetidae. Gene Ontology annotation, cellular component: nucleosome. The record is from RefSeq and is a predicted model, not a curated record.